CAGGCCGGGGGUGGGGCCCCGCGGGGCGCCCUGGCCUCAAAAGGAGCUCACCCAGGUCCAGCGGAGCUGGUUUCUCCCGUUCGCGGCCUGGCACCCCUUGGGCUCACCCUGGUCCAGUGGGCUGGGGUGUUGGCGGAGGCCCCGUCUGCACCUGUGCACCGCUGAGCGGCACCUGGGCAGUCAACCCAGACCAUCUACGCUCUGGGAACCUGUGUUGCACGGAGACCCCCAGAACAUGGACCGAGUGACCAGAUACCCCAUCUUCAGCAUCCCCCACUCACCCCGCGUGGCUGGCGUGGCCUUUGAUGAUGGGGACACCAGCUACACGUUCGAGCUGGUGGGUGUGGCCAGUGGCUGGGGCCAGGACAAGCCGCAGGCAUGGCCCACUGACCACGAGGCCUCACUGGAAAUGGCGUGGACAGAGAGGUCCCACGGCCCGCAAGCCUUCACUGCGCAGCCACCCCCAUGGCCAGAGGAUGACGAAGACGAGGAGGUGAAAGCCUGCCACCUGGAGGCCCAGCACGUUCCACCCCGGCGGCCCUGGGACCUGGAGCAGGAGCGCCGGCUGGUCAUCAAGGACCAGGCCGUCAGGAGGAGCGACACGGUGGCCACGCUUCACUUCCAUGGGGAGCCCAGGACCCCCGACCUCCUGCCGUCCACGGCCCUGGAGGAGAAUGGGAUUGACCGCGAGCAGAUUGACUUCCUGGCCGUGAGGCAGCAGUUUCUGAGCCUGGAGCAGGCGAACCCGCCCCCCGGGGUGGCCCAUGUGAAUGUGGGGGCCCCUUGGAACACGCCACCUGGGGCAUCCCAAGGGAAUGCAGGGGCCCCUCGGAACCCCCCACCUGGGGUGAGCCAGGCCUCCAAAGCCUGGAAGGGGCUGCCCCUGGCCAAUGGGUAUGUGGUCCCAGUCAAGCCCCAAGCAAAGGAGGUGGUCAUGGAAGAGAAGAGGGUCCACAGUUUGCCCACCAGGCCUGGUGUCCCGGCCGUGGAUGACCGUGGUUCCCAGGCCCGAGACCGGUCCCCAGAGCCGCCCAAGGAGACGCCCAUUGAGCGGGAGAUCCGGCUGGCCCAGGAGCGGGAGGCGGACCUCCGAGCACAGAGGGGGCUGCGGCAGGCGGCCGGCCACCAGGAGCUGGUGGAGAUCCCGGCCAGGCCGCUGCUGAACAGAGUGAACCUGGCUGCGGGGCCGCGGCGGGACAGGGGGCGCCCAUCACUCUACGUGCAGCGGGACAUUGCCCAGGAGUCACAGCGUGAGGAGGACCACCGGCGGGAGGGCCUGCAGGUGGGCCGGGCAUCCACGCCUGAUGGGUUCUCUGAGGGCCCCCAGCCUCCACUCAGGAGGGCCCACAGCUCAGACUCCAUCCUCGGCCCCGCCCCAGAUGCCCGCGCGGCCAGCCCCACUCCAGAGGUGAGGAAGGUGAACCGCAUCCCACCGGAUGCGUACCAGCCAUACCUGAGCCCCCAGAAGCCCGCAGGAGAACUCCCAGUCUUUUGCACCUAUGGCAAGCCCAGCGGUCUCUCUGCAGGUGAGACCAGGGCUGUGGGCUCUCCGAAGGCCACACAGUCUCCAAGGCAUCCCUCGGAAUCCUCUGGCACAAAGCAGGAGCCCCCCCGCCAACCCCUGCCCACCAGCGGGAGUGUCGUGCGAUGGAAGUACUUUCGCCUGCGUCCCCUGCGCUUCAGGGUCCCCAGUGAGCCUGAGAAAGCUGAGGCCCCCCGAGUGUGGAGCUGGGAGGUGGCUGGGGCACCAGCCUUGAGGCUGCAGAAGUCCCAGUCGUCUGAGCUGCUGGAGAGGGAGGUGGAAAGUGUCCUGCGGCGGGAGCGGGAAGUAGCUGAGGAGCGGCGGAGUGCUCUGUACCCUGAGGUCUUCUCCCCAACUCCAGAUGAGUACUGUGACCAAGAUUCCAGGAGCUCCUCCGGGGCAUCUGGCAUCACCGGCAGCUAUUCGGUGUCUGAGUCACACUUUUUCACCCCCAUCCACCUGCAUCCGGGACAGACAGCAGAAGCCCCAGCCGAGGCUGCUCCUUGGCAGAGAAGGAAGAAGGAGCAGUGGUAUGCUGGCAUCAAACCCUUGGACCACGUCAACUUAGAGAUCCUUGAAGCCACGCGGGUGACCCGCCACAAGAAUGCCAUGGCGGAGCGCUGGGAAGCAGGCAUCUACGCCAGCGAGGAUGAGGACUGAGCCUGGGGCCAGCUGCCUGCCCCCUGCCCUGCUCUGGUCCCACAGGAACUGCCAGGACCUGCCAAGGCCCCACCUUAGGACAUAGGACACUCUUUAAAUCCAGUUCUGGGGACCACAGAUCUCAUGCCAACAAUCCCAAGGCUGGAUACACUUCUGGGCUCAAGGGCUUUCUUUUCUGUUUGUCUUUUCCCGGGAAAUCGGUGUGCUUUCUGGGUCUAAGGCUGGGAAUGACCCUUUCUGCUCCUACGACUUUGCCAAAUGCUCUUGGGUCCAGAAAGGAAUGAGACCAGCUCUCCCACCUCCAGAUGUAAUUGUUCCUGCUGGUCUGAGAGGGGAGACCUCGAUUCCUCCCUCUGGAGAGUCCCAGUCUGACAGGGGAGGCCUGCCCUGCUCCAGCCCCAGGAAACCUCCAGUCUGAGGGCCUUCCUGCCACCCUGUGGCCCCCUCCAUGGCACAUCAGCACAGCUCUGGCAAUAGAGGGUCCCAUGGGGACAGCCCAUCCCCGGGCAGAGAAAAGGGCUCAACUUGGGGACAGAACCGGGUCAUUCUGCUCCAUGAAAUAAAGUGGCUGUGUGCUGCCCCCAGCCCUGAGCCUCA
This is a messenger RNA of Phacochoerus africanus (Common warthog), 2779 nucleotides long. RefSeq names its product mitotic spindle positioning (gene MISP). The record is from RefSeq and is a predicted model, not a curated record. Lineage: Eukaryota; Metazoa; Chordata; Mammalia; Artiodactyla; Suidae. The transcript has 5 exons. The coding region runs from base 236 to 2182 and encodes 648 amino acids.